Messenger RNA from Dibothriocephalus latus, 576 nucleotides. The record is from the annotation of a GenBank genome assembly. NCBI's taxonomy places the organism in Eukaryota, Metazoa, Platyhelminthes, Cestoda, Diphyllobothriidea, Diphyllobothriidae.
AUGAGCCGUCUCACCGGAGUUUCACAUCGCACGGGGUCAAGGCUAUCUCUGCAUUCAAGACGCAGCGGUAGCGGUUCAAGGGCCGGGGCUACACCAACGCCGCGCAAUGUUGCAGAGGAUGUUGCGCAGGGUAGAAAUGCCAACUGGCCGGAAUUGCUCAUCGGCUUGAGUUACACUCAACAGACGGGAAGAUUAAACAUCACCGCAGUGAAGGCCAGCAAACUGAAGAUUCCCGGUGCUCCAGUCGCAAUUCCGAGAACCUAUAUUUCGGUGUCUUUGAUGACCAAGACCGGAGAAAAAAUUACCGCUGCCAAGACGAAAGCUGCGCACAGCUCAAGCAAUCCAGAGUAUGGCGAGAAGUUUUCAUUUGAGGUGCCGGCCGUUCAAAUAAACAACGUUGUGCUCUUCUUCCGCGUGUUCCACAAACACACAGUGCACAAGGAUGAAAACAUUGGCUGGUUCUCAAUCGGUUGUUCAAACUCGGGUACCGAGGAGGAAGCCCACUGGAGAGACAUGAUGGCAGCCGGUGGGCAGGAGAUAAUGCGUUGGCACACACUGCAUGAGGACGUUCGUUAA